Seriola dumerili (greater amberjack) is the source of this 1630-nucleotide messenger RNA. Its product is annotated as acidic mammalian chitinase-like. The transcript has 6 exons. Gene Ontology annotation, cellular component: extracellular region. Gene Ontology annotation, molecular function: chitin binding; chitinase activity. The coding region runs from base 1 to 942 and encodes 313 amino acids. Lineage: Eukaryota; Metazoa; Chordata; Actinopteri; Carangiformes; Carangidae. Gene Ontology annotation, biological process: carbohydrate metabolic process; chitin catabolic process. The record is from RefSeq and is a predicted model, not a curated record.
AUGUCUACUUCAGCACCAUUUGUUUUAAUGUCCAGAUUCAGCACCAUGGUAUCAACAGCAGCCAACAGAAGAAAGUUCAUCCAGUCAUCUAUCGCACUACUGAGGACAUACAGCUUUGAUGGGAUAAACUUGGACUGGGAAUUCCCCGGUACACGAGGAAGCCAUCAGCAGGACAAACAGAGAUUCACGCUGUUGUGCAAGGAACUCCUAUCUGCUUACGAGGCUGAGGGAAAAGCAAGUAGCCGUCCCAGAUUACUGGUCACUGCUGCUGUGGCUGCUGGCAAAGGAACCAUCGAUGCCAGUUAUGAAGUCGCAGAGAUUGCCAAGUACCUGGAUUUCAUUAAUGUGAUGACAUUUGACCUUCAUGGCACCUGGGACAGGGUCACAGGACAUCACAGCCCUUUAAACCAGAGAUCCCAAGACACUGGAGGUCGUAUUUACUUAAAUACUGCCUUUGCAAUGCAGUACUGGCGAGACCAGGGGGUACCUGCUGAAAAGCUGAUUUUGGGAUUUGCUGCAUAUGGGCGAACCUUUACUCUGUCGUUUCAAUCCAGUGAGAUUGGAGCACCAAUCAGUGGUGCUGGUAAUGCGGGUCGUUACACCAAGGAGGCAGGCUUCUGGUCCUAUUAUGAGGUUUGUCUUAAUCUUGAGGGAAAAACUGUCCAGUGGAUUGCAGACCAGAAAGUUCCAUAUGGUACCACAGGAAAUCAGUGGGUCGGAUUUGACAAUAAAGACAGCAUUAAUGCUAAGGUCAGCUACCUAACAGAAAACAACUUCGGAGGCGUCUUUGUCUGGUCUCUGGACCUGGAUGAUUUUAAUGGGCAGUUUUGUAAACAGGGAAAAUACCCCCUAAUCAGCCAUCUGCAUAGUCUUCUGGUGUCAGGUAAACCGAAACGUUGUAAAAAAGAAAAAAAAAAACUAUCCUAUCCUGCAGAAUGGUAGAGGUAUAAAAAUGAAAUUUUGUGCAAAAUUUCAGCAGUUAAGCUCAGUCAUAGUCAGACCAUGUAAUGAUCAGAUAACACUACCUUACAAUAUGUGACUCAUUUUUUCUCACCUUCCACAAACCUCUCUAGAUAUAGGAGUUCCCACCAUUGAUGAGACUCCACCUGCAGUCACCAAAGAUGAGCCAACCACUACUACUACUACCACUACCACUGCCACCACCGCAUCCUGUGCUGAGCAAUCUGAUCCAAAUUUCUGCAUAGGAAAGACCAGCGGGCUCUAUCCCAAUCCUAGUAACCUAAAUUCUUUUUACAAUUGUUUCAAUGACAUUACAUAUGUCCAAAACUGUCCCUCUGGUUUAGUCUUCCGAGAUAGCUGCAAAUGCUGUGGACGCCCUUAAGUGGGAGUCUAUCAUUAAUACUCCAGGAGUGGUAAUAUAUAUACAAUCAAAAAGGAUGCUUUACAUAAAGCUUUACUUGUUCUCACUAUUCAGAACAAGAUUUUAAAAAUGCUUUGCUUCAUUUUAAUGUCAGGUUCUUGUUAUGCGGUGUUAUGUAAUGAAGUCUAGCUGAAUGCCUCCUAUUUAGAUAGUAGAAGUGUAAGAAUAACCUUUUUUCUUUUUCAAUACAACAUAAAAUACAGGGAAAUUGUGAUGUCAUGGUUGUGUACUAUUUUCAGAAUUAAAUAA